Triplophysa dalaica is the source of this 555-nucleotide messenger RNA. RefSeq names its product protein FAM240B. Bases 288 to 506 code for a protein of 72 amino acids. The record is from RefSeq and is a predicted model, not a curated record. The transcript has 4 exons. NCBI's taxonomy places the organism in Eukaryota, Metazoa, Chordata, Actinopteri, Cypriniformes, Nemacheilidae.
CAGGAAUCUUUGUCAGGCCGUUCCUCGGGACGUCCAGCACACGCAGAUCCACGAACGCCUGGAUGUAAGCGGGAAUCUCGGGAAUCCUUGUUUCACGGAUGUGCCAUUCCUUCAGCAUGUGCCACUGCUCAAGUGAAGAUGAGGAGGGGCUGAAAAACAUCACCGAUGACACGUCUGUCAAACUGAAAUAAAGCCUCGCCGCAUGUGUGAGGUCAGUCACAACACGUCACCGCUGUGUGUGUCAUGCGUGUUCUUCAACGAUCUGACGCUCUGAUCAGAAUCAGAAAAUGAGUUCUGCUCUGAUUCAUGACAAGUUAUUCAUCAAGACGUUCUGGGAGCAGAAGAUCGUUCAUCACAAUCACAUGACAGAAACUGAAGAAGAGAGGAUGAAGAACAGCUCGCUCACCAAGCUUCGUGACGAGUGGCUGAAGAGACUGGAGAGCCGGACCAAACAUCUGAAGAAUUUUGGCGACAACCGAGGCCCAAAUUUAUCAUCCGUCUCAUGAACAGACCCACUGUCCACCUGAUGAACUCAAUAAAGACACAUGAUAUUCA